Molecule: messenger RNA, 1079 nt
Organism: Telopea speciosissima
Lineage: Eukaryota; Viridiplantae; Streptophyta; Magnoliopsida; Proteales; Proteaceae
Product: proteasome subunit alpha type-1-A-like
Exons: 2
Coding region: 70-861 (263 amino acids)
Biological process (GO): ubiquitin-dependent protein catabolic process
Cellular component (GO): proteasome core complex, alpha-subunit complex; proteasome core complex
Source: RefSeq, a predicted model, not a curated record
GAAGAAGAGCUAAAGAACCACAACAGACGCGAAUAGAUUUAGACAGAAGGGGAAGCUCUUCAAUACAAGAUGUUCAGGAACCAGUACGACACAGACGUGACCACAUGGAGCCCCGCGGGGCGGCUCUUCCAGGUGGAGUACGCAAUGGAGGCCGUGAAGCAAGGGUCCGCCGCCAUUGGUUUGCGAUCCAAAACACACGUGGUGUUGGCCAGCGUGAACAAGGCUAAUUCAGAGCUCUCGUCUCACCAGAAGAAGAUCUUCAAGGUUGAUGAUCACAUCGGUGUAGCCAUCGCUGGUCUCACCGCCGACGGCAGAGUCCUCUCCAGGUAUCUUAGAUCCGAAUGCAUCAAUUACAGCUUCUCUUAUGAGUCUCCUCUUCCCGUGGGGAGACUGGUCGUUCAACUUGCCGACAAGGCUCAGGUUUGCACACAGCGCUCUUGGAAAAGGCCAUAUGGUGUGGGUUUGCUGGUUGCUGGGUUGGACGAACGUGGAGCUCACCUAUACUACAACUGUCCAAGUGGAAACUACUUUGAAUAUCAGGCUUUUGCCAUUGGCUCCCGCUCUCAAGCUGCAAAGACUUAUUUGGAGCGCAAGUUUGAGACUUUCAUGAGCUCAUCUCGGGAAGAUCUGAUCAAGGAUGCACUGUUUGCAAUCAAGGAAACAUUACAAGGUGAGAAGCUUACCAGCUCGAUCUGCACUGUUGCUGUAGUUGGAGUAGGGGAGCCCUUUCACAUUAUGGAUCAGAAAACCAUACAAGAGUUGAUUGAGUCGUUGGAAGUGAAGGAGGAUGAGCCUGUUGGUGACCAGGGUGCAGCUAUGCAGGAAGACCGGAGCCCAGAAGCAGCCCCAAUGGAUAUUUGAUAAUGCAAUUUAGUUGUAGAGUGGCCUGGCCUCUCCCUCACUAGAAAGGGGAGUCCAAGCACAAUGGUAAUGAGAUGAUGUCAAGGACAUUUAGUGGUAGCCAAUUCUCUUGUUGCAAUUCUUGGUGUCAAAUUUUUGAGCUACCAUCUGUAAAACCAUCAUUCUGCGUUUUGACUUUGUCGGUGACAAGAAGGUAUACUAUUUGUGGGUUGGAUCCC